This is a messenger RNA of Punica granatum (pomegranate), 3085 nucleotides long. The record is from RefSeq and is a predicted model, not a curated record. NCBI's taxonomy places the organism in Eukaryota, Viridiplantae, Streptophyta, Magnoliopsida, Myrtales, Lythraceae.
CAUUCAUAUAAACGAACAGAGAAGCCUCUUACAUGACUCCUUCUUCGGUCGUUCUUCAUCCGUCAGCUGAGCUUAGGGCACAGAUUUCUAUUGCGUCGGAGCUCAGUGAGUGCCUGGUCAGAAUUACGUGUGCAAUUGCUUUCUACAGUUGACAUCUACCUCGCGCGGGGAAGUCCUAGGGUUUGUGGCCUACCAUGGAUGAGGAGAGGUUCGACUCGAGAGCUGAGGGGUGCGAACCGAUGGAAAUACAUGACGAUUUCGAAGACAAUGGGGAUGACAGGUCCAAGGAAUCGAGCAGGCAUCGCAGAGGGGAUCGCAGCCGGAGGGAUGAGAAGGAUCAGCGGAGUAAGGAACGGGACAGGGAGUUGAAGGAUGAUAGAGUUUCGAGCAGAGAUAGGAGGAAGGAGGACAGGGACGAGCGGGAUAAGGACAGGAGGAAGGAUCAGAGGGAAGACAGGGACAAGCAUCGGGAUAAGGAGCGGGAGCGCGAGAGGGAGAGAGAUAGAGAUCGAAAGGACAGGGCGAAGGAGAGGGACCGGGAGAUUGAUAAGGAGAAUGAUCAUCGAAGCCGUGAUAAGGAGAGAGGGAAGGAGGAUAGGAGUAAAGAGAAAGGUGGCAGGGAGAAGGACAGGGACAGAGAGAGGGACAGAGUGAAGGAGAAGGAGAGAGAGCAUCAUAGAGAGAGAGAUGGGGACAAGGAGAAGGAUAAGGAGAGGGUGAGCAAGAAAGGGGAUGAAGCGCAUCAUCAUGAUGAUAGAGUGAAGUUAGACCGUGAGCAAGAUGGCAAUGUUGCUGGGCACGAGCAGAACUCCCCCUCGGAUGGAGCAAGAAUGUCUACAUCUGUGAUUGAGGCGCGCAUACUUAAGGCAAAAGAAGAAAGGGUAAAGCAAAACUCUGAAGGUGUUUCCGAAGUAAUGGAUUGGGUUGGUAGGAGCCGGAAGCUUGAGGAGAAAAGAAAUGCAGAAAAAGAGAAGGCUGCACAACUUGCAAAACUAUUUGAGGAACAGGACAAUAUUGAAGAAGAUGAGGGGGAGGAUCGCCAGACAUCUCAUCAUUUAGCGGGUGUCAAAGUACUUCAUGGCCUUGAUAAGGUUAUUGAAGGUGGUGCUGUGGUUCUGACAUUGAAAGAUCAAAGCAUACUUGCCGAUGGGGACAUCAAUGAAGAGGUUGAUAUGCUGGAGAAUGUCGAAAUCGGAGAGCAAAAACGGAGGGAUGAGGCUUACAAAGCUUCUAAGAAGAAAACCGGUGUCUAUGAUGAUAAAUUCAGUGAUGAUCCAGCAUCAGAGAAGAAGAUACUUCCACAGUAUGAUGAACCCGUUAAGGAUGAGGGGGUUACUCUUGAUGCAAGGGGACGCUUGACUAGUGAAGCUGAGAAGAAACUGGAAGAGCUCAGAAGAAGGCUGGAAGGUGCUUCAACAAGCAGCCACUCUGAGAAUCUCACCUCAACUUCGAGGGUGUCAUUGGAUUACUACACUCAAGAAGAAAUGGUACAAUUCAAAAAGCCCAAGAAAAAGAAAUCAUUGAGGAAGAAAGAGAAGUUGGAUUUAGAUGCCCUUGAAGCGGAAGCAAUUUCUUCUGGGUUGGGUGCUACGGAUCUUGGAUCUCGUAAUGAUGCACGGAGGCAGGCUAUCAGAGGACAGCAAGAGAGAUUGGAGGCUGAAAGGAGAAAUAAUGCAUAUCAAGCAGCUUAUGCGAAAGCAGAGGAGGCAUCUAAACUAUUGCGGCUGGAGCAAAAUCUUCCUGUCAAAAAGGAGGACGAAGAUGAUGCAAUUUUGGAUGAUGAUGAAGAUUUUUACCAGUCUUUGGAAAGAGCAAGAAAAUUAGCUUUGAAGAAGCAAAAAGAAGAGGAAGUUUCUGGUCCUAAAGCGAUUGCAUUCCUUGCUACUACCACUCCCAGCACCCAGACAGCUGAAAAUCAAAAUCAAGCUGCAGCAGAAGCGGAGGAGAACAGAGUUGUCAUUACUGAGAUGGAAGAGUUUGUUUGGGGUCUCCAGCUUAAUGAAGAAUCUCGUAAGCCUGAUAGUGAAGAUGUCUUCAUGGACGAAGAUGAAGUACCGGUUGCAUCUGAUAACGAACAGAAGGAUGAGGCUGGUGGACCGACAGAAGUUAAUGAAACUAGAAAUGAUGACAGCUCCUUUGAUGAGGACAAGGAGGAGAUAGCUCCAGACGAAACAAUUCAUGAAGCAGCUGUAGGGAAAGGUUUGUCUGGGGCACUGAAGCUUCUAAAGGAGCGGGGGACACUCAAAGAAACCAUUGAGUGGGGUGGUAGGAACAUGGACAAGAAAAAGAGUAAGCUCGUUGGCAUCAUAGAUGAUGAAGGAACUAAAGAGAUCCGAAUUGAGAGAAGAGAUGAAUUUGGCCGAAUUCUAACCCCUAAAGAAGCAUUCCGUUCGCUGUCACAUACGUUCCAUGGCAAAGGGCCUGGAAAGAGGAAGCAAGAGAAACGUAUGAAGCAAUACCAGGAAGAGUUGAAGUUGAAGCAGAUGAAAAAUGCAGACACUCCAUCUCUGUCUGCCGAGAGGAUGCGAGAGGCUCAGGUCCAGAUGAAGACACCUUAUCUGGUGCUCAGUGGACAUGUGAAGCCUGGUCAAAACAGUGAUCCAAGAAGUGCUUUUGCCACGAUCGAGAAAGAUACAGGGAGCUUGACACCCAUGCUUGGUGAUAGAAAGGUUGAGCAUUUCCUGGGGAUCAAGCGCAAGCCCGACUCUUCCGAGAAUAUGGGACCACCAAAGAAGCCGAAAACAUGAUAACUUUCUUUGGGAAAUUUCCUGAAAUUGACUCUGCCGAGAUUGUGGCUGCUCGCUUCAACUGCUGCAACAUCAUAAUCGAAGACCAUUUCAACAUUUGUGGGAAGAAUUAUGCUCUGAAUUGAAAUCCUCAAGUGGCCCCCAGCGGAAGGGCAAAUCUUCUGAAAGAGUGAAAUACUCUUUGCUACCAAAAAAAAAAGAAGAAAAAAGAAAAGUAAUACGCUUUGCCAUAUUGACAUCACGUACAAAUAAUUGCCCCCUUUUUAUUUGUUGAAUCCCUGGAUAUUUUUCCGUAUAUAUGGCAAGCAUAUCUUGGCUUCAGUGAGCCGACAAACCAA